CGCUUACGCCGGCUGUUCUAUUCUAUAUUGUGCAACGAAAAAAAAAAGAAAAAAUAUUGAAGUUUAUACAUACAUGUAUAAAAAAGUUGACAAUGUUUCUUAAGUUUCCUUAAUUUUAUAAAUCUCAAAAUUUCUGACUUACUGUUCGUUGUCACCAGUCGUCGUUGUUCAAUUCUAUUCCAAUACUAAAAAUUCACACAUUGUUUACGUAUCAGAAACAACCUUCACAGUUGCCAAGCAAUCGUAAAAAAAUAAAUAAAUAAAAUUCCAAAUUUUUCCCAUAAAUCACAAUGUUUCUACAAAAGUUUGGCAUGCGCCGGUUGCACACGACCACCAAACAGCUGAUGGCGGUCGCUGCAGCGGGAUCGGGUGGCGGUGGCCUGGAGAAGAGCGCUUUGGCUGCGUUGCGCAAGAAGACAGGUUACACCUUUGCCAAUUGUAAAAAGGCUUUGGAAUUGAAUCAGAACGAUGUCAAUGCGGCUGAAAAAUGGUUAAAUGACCAAGCCCAAACAAUGGGCUGGAUAAAGGCUACCAAAGUUGCCGAUCGAGUCACAACUCAGGGUCUGAUUGGUAUUCUAGUUCGGAGAAAUCGUGGUGCCAUGAUCGAAUUGAAUUGUGAAACUGAUUUUGUGGCACGCAAUGAUACAUUCAAACGUUUUGUCGAUCAUGUUGCUCGUAUAUGUUUGCAUUAUACAGAUAUGACUGAAUUCGAUGGCGAUUUGUGGAAGCUUGGCUUCGAUGCAGAUGCCCUAAAGAAUCUUGAAACACUCGAGGGUGGAACUAUGGGCGAUCAUUUGGCCCUGUUGAUCGGGGCCGUUGGUGAGAAUUGCUCAAUACGUCGUGCCCUUUGCUUUAAAGUGAACAACGGUUUACGUUUGGCCGGUUAUGCCCAUCCGGCACCCACAAAUGUCAGCACCACGGACGAUAUCACACAAGUGGGAAAAUAUGGUGCCAUUAUCGCCUAUCGUUCGGAACACAAAUUGCAGGAUGUUGAAUUCAAUAAAAGCAUUUGCCAACAAAUUGUUGGCAUGAAGCCCAAAAAAAUUGGUGAAUACGAUAAGGAUAAGCCAUCGGAAAAUAAGGAUGAAGAGCCAUGUCUAAUACAUCAGGAAUAUCUACUAGAUGCCGAUAAGACAGUGGGAGAAGUUCUUUACGAACGUGGCAUAGAUAUUGUUGACUAUCAUCGAUUUGAGUGUGGCGAGCAAACGGAACGACAUCUCGAUGAGAUUAUCAAGGCUCAAGAGCAGCAAAGUAGCAAUUAGAAACAUUAUCUAAAUAGUAAUUUUUGAUCAAAAUAAAACAAAAAAUUUGCAUGUUAAA
Messenger RNA from Drosophila willistoni, 1320 nucleotides. It is a transcript of the gene mEFTs, whose product is annotated as elongation factor Ts, mitochondrial. NCBI's taxonomy places the organism in Eukaryota, Metazoa, Arthropoda, Insecta, Diptera, Drosophilidae. Gene Ontology annotation, cellular component: mitochondrial matrix. The transcript is spliced from 3 exons. Gene Ontology annotation, biological process: mitochondrial translational elongation. Gene Ontology annotation, molecular function: translation elongation factor activity; protein binding. Bases 291 to 1262 code for a protein of 323 amino acids. The record is from RefSeq and is a predicted model, not a curated record.